Coccomyxa subellipsoidea C-169 is the source of this 1884-nucleotide messenger RNA. Its product is annotated as TPR-like protein. The transcript is spliced from 11 exons. The record is from RefSeq and is a predicted model, not a curated record. Bases 1 to 1884 code for a protein of 627 amino acids. Gene Ontology annotation, molecular function: protein binding. Gene Ontology annotation, cellular component: chloroplast. Lineage: Eukaryota; Viridiplantae; Chlorophyta; Trebouxiophyceae; Coccomyxaceae.
AUGAGGUGUCCAGAAGCUGCAUCUGCCGCUUCUCCAAGGGAGCCCUCUGCAAACGUGUCAGUCAAGCGGCCCCUGCAAAGGCCCCUGGAGCACGCCAUUACAGUGGGCAACUGGGGAGAAGCAGUUGUUCUGAUCGAGAGGUUGCUGCUGGUCGGCGCCCUGCCAGAGAACCUCAUUUCAGAUCAACUCCUCAAAGGCCUGUGUGCAAAGGGAGCGUUUCGCACAGCAUGGAAGCUGUACAGUUCCCAGCAGGGGCGGUCGAAGACGUACCAGUAUUCAACCUACCAGGCUCUGAUCACGGGUGCUUUUCAGGCGGGCGAGGCCUACGAUGCUGUUCAAGCGUUCCGGGACCUUCAGAGCUCCGGCUUGACCCCAAACGUGAUCACCUGGUCGAGCGUGAUCAGCUCCCUGUGCAAACAGCGGCGCAAGGGGGCUCCCUGUGCCCACCUAGCAUACGAGCUGUGGAGGGAGCUGGACGCCUCCGGCCUGGCCACCGGCAAUGCUGCCCUGUAUGCAGCAGGGAUGAAUGCCUGCAUCGGGCUGGGCUAUGUGGAUGAGGCGGCUGGGCUGCUGCGGACGAUGCAGGGGUGGGGCAUGCGGGCGGACGUCCGCGCAUACAACAUCCUGCUCAAGGGGCAGGCCAAUGCGCACUCGCUGAGCGCCAUGCAGGCCACUAUGGCUGACAUGGAGCGGCUUCAGGUGGCGCCCAGCGUCGUCACCUACAACAUCCUCAUCGACGCCUUUGUCAAUGAGGGCCUCCUUGAGCAGGCGGCGGCCAAGCUGCAGGAGGCGCAGAAGCUGGGCCUGCGGCUUGACCUGUGGAGCUACAACACGCUUAUCAAGGGGUUCUGCCAGGCCAACCAGGUCGCCGACGCGCGCGACGUCCUGGAGGCCAUGAAGCUGCAGAACGUCCAGCCCAAUGUGGUAACGUACACUACGCUGGUGGACGGCUGCGUGCGAGCCGGGGACCUGUUCCUGGCGGAGGAGAUGCUGCGUGACAUGCAGUUCAUGGGCGUGCCUCCCAACACCGUCACUUUCAACAUCAUGCUGCGUGGCUACUGCCAGUGGUCCACCCGCCCCAUCCAGGAUGCGCUGGAAACGCUGCGCAGCAUGGGCAUGGCGGGCGUGGUGCCGUCCACCGACACCUUCAACACGCUCAUGGGCGCCUGCCUAUCGCGGGGGGACCCGGGGGCCGUGCCGCGCCUCUUCAGGCGCCUCAUCUCCCUGGGCCACACCCCCGACGCCCUCUCCUACACCAGCCUCAUCACCUCCCUCACCCGCCUCGGCCGCCCCGAAGACGCCGUGCUGGCGUUCCGAGCGAUGGAGGCGGAUGCGCGUGUUGCGGUGGACCUUGCCGCGCUGAAUGCCGUUGUAGACGCGCUCGCUCGCUGCGGCCGCAUGGGUGAUGCGGAGGACCAGCUGGAGCGCGCCACUGAGCUCUGCAGGAGACGAGGCCGACCGCCGCCGUUGGAGGCGUAUGGGGCGCUGCUGGCGGAGUACGCGCGGCGACGGGACGCGGAUGCGGCGCUGGCGGUGCUGCAGGAGUUCUUCGAGCGCGGCGGCACGCCAGACGACCAGAUGUUUGACACCGUCAUGGACCUGUGCAUGCGCACCGGCGAGUUCCGGCGCGCCAUGCAGGCGGUGCGGGCGAUGGAGGCGGUGGGGAGGCAGGUAGACAAGGCGCGCAUCAAGCGGGCGCUGGAGGACAUGAUGCGGCGGCAGAGCGCGGCGCUGCAGGGGCGACAGCGCAGGCGCAGCCGCAACGAGGGCCUGGAGCGGCUCAAGUUCUGGCUGGGCAUCCCCAACAGCUACUACGAGUCCGACUGGCGCGCGCAAGAGAGUUCUGAAGAGAGCAGCAACGACUGGAGAGAAGGCGAAGACUGA